AUGCUCCGCGGCGCCAUCUCCCGCCUUGGCGCUCGCCUCCGCCUCCACGCCGACCCUUCCCCGGCCUCUCCUUACCUCCGCGCCCUCUCCACCCGCCGCGGCAAACGCUCCUCCCCCACCGUGUCGCCCGCCGACUCCGAUGACGAGGGACCCCUGCGUGGCCUCUUCGUGCUAUCCCGCGACCCCGAGUGCCCGCCGCGGCUGCUGGUGGUGCAGCCGCGCCUGCGCCCCGGAAGCCUCCUCGACUCCGAGCUCGCCGAGGCACUCAACCUCGCCAACUCCCUCGAGGAGCCCCGCGACGGCUUCUACCACAGCGAGUUCGGCGCCAAGGGCGCGCCGCCGCACCUCGUCGUCCAGAACCCCGCCUCCCGCGGUCGCUCACAUGCCGAUACAUAUUUUGGGCCUGGAACUGUGGAUAAUGUCAAGUGCUACCUGAGGGCAUCAGAAUCAGAGGAAUACGUGGAUGCAGUUUUUGUCAAUGCGAUUCUCUCUGGAAUCCAACAGAGAAACUUGGAGGUUGCCUGGGGAAAGCCGGUUUUGGAUCGUGUUGGGCUUAUAAUUGAAAUAUUCAAUGCUCACGCUGAAACAAAAGAAGCAAAGUUACAGUCAGAGUUGGCAGCUCUCAUGUACAUGAAGACUAGGCUUGUUCGUGUACGUGGCCCAGGUGGACGACUAACUUUUGGUCCAAGUGGGGAGGCUGAGGUUGUCAGUGCAAGAGGGAGAGGUAGUGGGGGGAGGGGAUUCAUGAGUGGUGCUGGUGAAACAGAACUUCAACUACAACGGAGGAGAAUCCAAGAGCGCCGUGUGAGCUUGUUAGCUCAAAUCGAAGAUGUACGCCGUACUAGAGCAAUACAACGUUCAAGUCGGAAAAGACAUGGUGGCUCGUUUGGUCAAGAGCUUGUAACUGUUGCAGUCGUCGGAUAUACAAAUGCUGGGAAAUCUACGCUUGUGAGUGCACUUUCUGAAGCUGAUCUGUACAGUGAUGACAGGCUGUUUGCAACAGUAGAUCCCCGGUUACGAAGUGUGAUUCUUCCAUCAGGGAGAAAAGCACUUCUUAGUGAUACCGUUGGCUUCAUCUCAGAUUUACCAGUACAGCUAGUGGAAGCAUUUCGUGCGACCCUAGAAGAAGUCGUUGAAGCAGACAUGUUAGUGCAUGUGUUGGAUUCAAGUGCAUCUAAUCUUGAAGAGCAUCGAUCUACUGUAUUGCAAGUACUGCAGCAGAUAGGUGUUUCUCAGGAGAAGAUCAACAGUAUGAUUGAAGUUUGGAACAAGAUUGAUCUUGUGGAUGAGAAUGUUACAUCUGAUGGGAUUGAAGAUGAGAUCUUCCUGACCGAAGGUGAAGAGGAGGAUGACAUAUUCUCUGAAGAUGAUGUUCCAUCAGAACAAUCAUCUUUUGAUUCUGUAGAUGAUGGAGCAGAUUCAGAAUAUUUAUCAGAAGAAAAUUUUGAAGAUAGCAAUGAUGAAGUGUCAUCUAAAGAGUCAUUUUCUGAGCCAACCGAGAUGGAGGCAAUGAAAGAGUUAUCAUCAAAAGAAUGUUUUGGAGAACUUCGUGUCCCAGAUACAAAUGGAUGCACUUUGCCACAACCAACUUCCACUUGUCGUGUAAAAACUUCUGCUGUGACCGGGACAGGGUUGCAAGAGUUGUUGGCAUUGAUAGAUAGGAAACUGACUGAACAACAAACUGUCGUGCAAAGAAGCUACGGACCUUUCGACAGAAAAUGGAGACCUAGCUCUGUGGAUGAUUUAGUAAAAGGAUGCCUUCAAGAUAUCAGGAGUUACAGAGACAUUGCACUGAUCAAUUCUAAAAGUGAACUACCAUUAUCCGGAUAUGCGGAACAGAUUGAUCCUAGAAAUGCUUUUAGAAUCCAUGUUUGUGUUGAUAAAUACACAGCCACUGGUGAUUAUGAUGAUAGUGUGGAACUUUGGGAAAGGAGAAGGAAGAUUUCGGUAGCCAUGUCAGGGGACAUUCUACCAGCUAUAAUUCAUCAGUUAAAUGCUGCCAGCAAGGGACUUGGUCAUCUAAAAGUGCUCAAAGGAAAUCCUAGAGAAGCUGAAGUUGCUAUAUGGUACCAGGGUGAGGAAAUUAGAAGGCAUGUGGUUUACCUUGAAGAGCAGACGUGCACAUGUAGGGAGUGGCAAGUUAGUGGCAUGCCUUGCUCACAUGCUCUUGCAGUGAUUACUGUUGAGAGGCAGCCAGACAUGAGCAAAUAUGUGCAUGAGGCAUACAACAAGGGUUUCAAGGUUUUUCCACCUAUGGUGAAGGACCCUAAACCACUAGGCAGGACCAAGAAGAAUAGAACCCUAAGCUGUUUGGAGAGGUCAGGCAAACCAACAAGACAAGUGACAUGUAAGGGCUGCGGUGAACUUGGCCAUAGAGCAACUAGCUGGAGGUGUAGCCUCACAGGGACUAAGAAAAGGAAGAGGACCAAGAAGACAGCAACAAAGCCUGGAAGGAAGAAGCAAAAAACUAUUGAAGAUUCAGCAGAAGUGGGAGAGGAAACACCAAGAGCCAAGAGGGCAGCAGCCAGGAAUGAAGUAGUAGUGGGAGAGGAAACACCAAGAGCCAAGAGGGCAGCAACAAGGGAGGCAAAGGCGACGGCAGAAGCAGCAGGAGCAGCAAGAGAGGCAAUAGCACAGCCGCCAUGUUUGGCUCUUGUCCCAGUAGCAGCAUCAAUGGAGGCAGCCCCACCAUGCCAGAGGAGGUUGGACUUGGAGGAACCGAUGGGAUUGGAGAUAGUACCAACAGCUGCUCCAAAGAAAAUGACACCAAGGAAGAAACAACUAGCAUCGAAGGUGAAGAAAUCCACACCAACAAAGGCUGCCAACUAA
Molecule: messenger RNA, 2829 nt
Organism: Miscanthus lutarioriparius
Lineage: Eukaryota; Viridiplantae; Streptophyta; Magnoliopsida; Poales; Poaceae
Source: the annotation of a GenBank genome assembly